AGCAGAGGGAAUACAGCGACAUCAUGCAGAUAAGCUUCUUCCCCUACUUUAUAAAUGAAGAUUCAUACUGUACGAUUCAACUACCCUUAUAUUUCAGACUCGUGAACUUGAGAAAAGGCUGGCAUAUUUGCUAUAAGCCAUGUAUACCUGGCUUGAUGUUGAAUAAUGUGCAAUAUGUAUAAUUACUGUGUAAUAUGCUACCGCAACAUUUCCCCCACAUUUUUUCUCUGAGGAACCUCCCUUUGGACCCAUGGGAAUUAAGAUAUCGUUGUCAGGAUAGUCCAAUGAUAUAACGUGUGACUGAGGAUUAUUAAAAAGGGCGACAGUCUUUGUUCAUCAAAACAAUGUUGUUACUGACAGACGUUUGGUUAUAUGCUGUAUUUUACAAACGCUAUUUAGACGCGAUGGGGAAGAGGUGACGUAAGCUAGGGAGCUGCAGGAAUGUCCGCGCAUGCGCAGAACUAAUGACGCUGGCUGGAACCGUUGCCUGGAAUUCAGACGCCAUGUGAACGCCAUCUUGGCUCUAACGCUAGUAAAACAUUAAAUAUGGAUCAGUUCAGGGGAUGCCAUUUUGGCUCAUCAGCUUCCUGGCGGACAGAUUUGUGGAACUCGGAGGGACCAGCAUCCGACUAGCGGUGGAUGUAACGUUCUGGGUGUUGGAUACAAUUUCAGCGCUCACAAGGCGUACCCGACGGCGUUGUCAUUGACAUGAACGUGGAGAUCUUCCAUCCGAGUUCGACAAGGCUGGAUUAUCUAUACAUAAGAGACGGUAUGGUGGGUUAAGCCGUCUGAGGUACUAGGCGUACACGGCGCAAUCAACACAGGAGCCAACCGGCCAUUCUGGCGUCAGCUAGCCCAAUAACCCAGAAAGUCAGACGUUUUCGAUAACACUACUAGCGUGAGGUGAAGCUUUGCUCCUCGGUAUGGACUGGAAGACUUCGCAGAUGCCAAAUACUUUGCAUUAAUAAUGCCGACCCGAAUCUUGCAAUUGUUUGCCCGCAAAGGAGAAAAAUCUCCACCCCCUGCGGUCUGGUCUGCGGUUACUGUUCAGUUAGCCCACUAGCGAGCUAGCAAGCCCGCUCGCCGGGAUAUAAGCACCAGAGAAGGUGGGGCGGUCGAACUUGGACUCUUAAGUGACCGCUGCACUUGUUUUCAUCGUAAUUGAGACGUACACAUUUCCAGGUGUCAACGAUCUGUCAUACAACGAGCCCGUGGACACCCUUAACCGUAUCUCUGCAGAGAGCAUCCUCCUUUACCUUUAAACCAUGGCGGACGACGACGUGCUUUUCGAGGAUGUCUACGAACUGUGUGAAGUGAUUGGCAAGGGACCCUUCAGCGUGGUGAGGCGCUGCAUCAACAGGGACACAGGCCAGCAGUUUGCUGUAAAGAUUGUCGAUGUGGCCAGUUUCACCUCCAGCCCUGGCCUCAGCACUGAAGAUCUGAAGCGGGAAGCCAGCAUCUGUCACAUGCUGAAACAUGCUCACAUCGUGGAGCUGCUGGAGACGUACAGCUCUGAUGGCAUGCUGUACAUGGUCUUUGAAUUUAUGGAUGGAGCUGACCUCUGUUUUGAAAUUGUGAAGAGAGCCGAUGCUGGGUUUGUUUACAGUGAGGCUGUGGCCAGCCACUACAUGCGGCAGAUUUUGGAGGCACUUCGCUACUGUCAUGACAACAACGUGAUUCACCGUGACGUCAAGCCUCACUGUGUGCUGCUAGCUUCCAAGGAGAAUUCUGCUCCAGUCAAGCUAGGAGGAUUUGGGGUGGCAAUACAGCUUGGAGAGUCCGGCCUGGUUGCUGGAGGUCGUGUUGGCACUCCCCACUUCAUGGCUCCAGAAGUUGUCAAGAGAGAGCCAUAUGGCAAACCAGUGGACGUGUGGGGUUGUGGGGUUAUCCUCUUCAUCCUUCUGUCUGGCUGCCUGCCUUUCUACGGCACAAAGGAUCGCCUUUUUGAGGCCAUCAUUAAGGGCAAAUACAAGAUGAACCCACGUCAAUGGGCCCACAUCUCAGAGAGUGCCAAAGACCUGGUGAGGCGUAUGUUGAUGCUAGACCCUGCAGAGAGGAUCACUGUUUACGAGGCUCUCAACCAUCCUUGGCUGAAGGAAAGGGACAGGUACGCCUACAAGAUCCACCUGCCUGAAACAGUGGAACAGCUGAGAAAAUUCAACGCAAGGAGGAAGCUCAAGGGUGCAGUGCUGGCUGCUGUAUCAAGUCACAAGUUUAAUUCCUACUACGGAGACCCUCCUGAGGAGCUACAUGACUUUUCAGAAGACCCAACCUCCUCAGGACUGCUCGCUGCAGAAAGGGCAGUAUCGCAGGUUUUGGAUAGUCUUGAAGAGAUUCAUGCUUUGACGGACUGUAGCGAGAAAGAUAUGGACUUUCUCCACAGUGUAUUCCAGGAUCAGCAUCUCCACACCCUGUUAGAUCUGUAUGACAAAAUCAACACCAGGUCAUCUCCGCAGAUUCGAAAUCCUUCCAGUGAUGGAGUUCAGCGAGCCAAAGAAGUAGGCUCUCAAAUAAUGAAGUGUGUCUUUGUAUCAGCGCUAUUAAUCACGGCUUUAUCAUUUCCUCUGCAGGUACUGGAAACAAUCUCCUGUUAUCCAGACAACGCAGAGGCGAAGGAGCUGAGGAGGAUCCUAACACAGCCACACUUCAUGGCCCUGCUACAGACCCACGAUGUGGUGGCCCAUGAAGUAUACAGCGACGAGGCGCUGAGAGUGACCCCGCCGCCGACUUCCCCUUACCUGAACGGAGACUCGCCAGACAGCACCAACGGAGAAAUGGACCUUGAGAACGUUACCAGAGUUCGCCUGGUGCAGUUCCAGAAGAACACAGACGAGGCCAUGGGCAUUACUCUUAAAAUGAACGAGCUCAACCACUGCAUCGUAGCCAGAAUCAUGCACGGUGGAAUGAUUCAUCGACAAGGGACUUUACAUGUCGGCGAUGAAAUCAGGGAGAUUAAUGGUAUCAGUGUUGCCAAUCAAACUGUAGAACAGCUCCAAAAAAUGCUGAGAGAGAUGAGGGGAAGCAUCACGUUCAAGAUUGUACCAAGUUACAGGUCCCAGUCCAAGUCUUGUGAGAAGGAGUCACCAGAUUUAUCUCAACAUUCGGCUGCGAAUGGUCAUGCAAGCGUCACCAGUUCCAUCCUGGAUCUACCAGCAACAAUUCAGCCCAAAGGUCGUCAGAUCUCCAGACCUGCUAUCAAGGACAAAUUGUCCAUCAAGAUCUAUGUCCGUGCUCAGUUUGAGUACGACCCGGCAAAAGAUGACCUCAUACCUUGUAAAGAAGCAGGCAUACGCUUCAGGGUGGGUGACAUCAUUCAGAUUAUCUCCAAGGAUGACCACAACUGGUGGCAGGGGAAGCUAGAAAAUACUAAGAAUGGUACAGCAGGCCUCAUCCCUUCACCAGAGUUGCAGGAGUGGCGUGUGGCAUGUAUAGCAAUGGAGAAGACCAAACAGGAGCAGCAGGCCAGUUGCACAUGGUUUGGCAAAAAGAAGAAACAAUAUAAAGACAAGUACCUGGCCAAGCACAACGCAGUGUUUGACCAACUAGAUCUGGUCACAUAUGAAGAAGUGGUGAAACUGCCCUCGUUCAAGAGGAAAACGCUGGUUUUGCUCGGGGCACAUGGCGUUGGCAGGAGGCAUAUCAAGAACACGCUUAUCACUAAACACCCCGACCGCUUCGCCUACCCCAUCCCUCACACGACUCGGCCUCCGAAGAAGGAUGAGGAAAAUGGAAAGAACUAUUACUUUGUGUCUCACGACCAGAUGAUGCAGGACAUCAGCAACAAUGACUACUUGGAGUAUGGCAGCCACGAGGAUGCCAUGUACGGAACCAGGCUGGAGACGAUCAGGCAGAUCCACGCUCAGGGCAUGAUCUCCAUUCUAGACGUUGAGCCACAGGCGCUAAAGAUCCUUAGGACAGCUGAGUUUGCUCCCUUUGUCGUCUUCAUCGCGGCUCCCACUGUAACUCCAGGCAUGACUGAGGACGACUCCCUGCAGCGGCUCCAGCAAGAGUCGGAGAUGCUGCAGCAGACGUAUGCUCACUACUUUGACCAGACCAUCAUUAACAACGAGAUAGAUGACACGUUGCGUCUGCUGGAGGAGUCUGUGGAGCUGGCGUGCAACACCCCUCAGUGGGUCCCAGUGUCCUGGGUGUACUGACACACUAAGGAGAGGAGCUCAGCUCACAGCUCCUCCCAAAUAGAAGGUGGAAUCUCCUGGAAUGUCGUAUGAUCAGAAUCCUGUGUUUAUGUCAAUGAAGUGUUGCUAUAAGAAGACAAGACGUAACUGUGCCACUUCAUGAAGGGUCCUUUUAUCUUUCAACGGUCUUGCAGGCCUUAAUGUGUACAUAUAUACAUAUCUAUCUGCAAUGAUAUAAAAGAUAAAACAAGUUAAGUGAAUACAGUUCUGUCUUACAUAGUUGAAGGCUAGGCGGGGGUGUGUUCUAUAUUUUGUACCUUUUUGUUUUCUAAGCAAUGGAUGACUGCUAACACUCACAAGGCGACAGCAAGCAUGACCUGAAGCAGGUGGAACCGCAUCCAAACCAGCUGAACUUUGAAGCACAUUUGAAGCUGCCACAGUGGGCACAAGUGGCUGGACUCCAAAAAAGCAACAAAAAGCACAUGAAACUUGGCAGUUUCGUUCUCCCACCUUAUUAUUUAUUCAAGCAUUUUGUUCAAAGGAGCACGGUUUGUCAACACCCACGUCCUUCCCCCAACCUACGAUUGUCUUUGUUUACAUCAGAAUUUGCACAAAAAGGACUAUGGAGAACAUGCGUACAGCAUCUCGUUGGCUCAUAGUUUUGGGUUUGUGUGCCAGUACCCCUCUCCUCACAUGGGGCACCGACUGUUCUCCCAAAGAGAACAUAAACUGCCUUAGUGAGGCAUGGGGAAGACGUCAGUAACAUCUAUGCACACCCCAGUCUCUCUUGGGCAGACCGUCACGGCCAUUGUUUUCCACUACAGUACGACUACUGCUACUCACCACACUAGUACUCCUAGUUGAGGAGCCAAGCCUGUGUAGUUGAAGAGAGUAGGACUUCAUGUAGGUUGGACCUGUCCAAUGUCCGAGCAGAUUUUUUUUUUUGGUACUUAACGCUCGUGUUAAAACAAAUGACAAGUAUUCUUGUUCGGAGGGUGAGUUACAAAACAAAAACAAAAAAAAAAACAUUUUGUGUGUAAAUGUUUCAAUUGUGUGUAUGUCAAAUUUGAGUGAACUACUAAGAGCCAGUGUUUAAUAGUGUUGAAAAAGAUGCUCGGUGUGUAAAACAAUGUUGGCGCUUUACCAGAAGUAGCACAAUGCUGCCUGUCAUCACAAUUUUUUUGUUUUAAGAGUGUGGUUGGUUUUCUGUGCCUCUUCAUGUAAAGUGUUCUCAUAUCAAGUUGUGUAUAAAUGACUUCUGUAAAUGUCCAAAACAGCUUGUGUAUUACAUGUCGGUUUUUGUUUUGUUAUUCCAUUUUGUAAAGGAAAAUAUAUAUAUAUCUUG
Messenger RNA from Doryrhamphus excisus (bluestripe pipefish), 5481 nucleotides. NCBI's taxonomy places the organism in Eukaryota, Metazoa, Chordata, Actinopteri, Syngnathiformes, Syngnathidae. The record is from RefSeq and is a predicted model, not a curated record.